UGCCAAACCGUCUCUUUUACGUCACAUCCGGAGAAGACACCGAAGCUGGUCUAGAACUCUAGUUCCCUUUCCUUACGCUAGCGUACGGACGCUCUAUCAUGGCGUCGAACUCCACUUGCCGCUGCUCCGCGCUACUCAAUAGUCUUUCUCGACUCCACACUCGUUCGCUUUAAAAGGUUCAGGCGAGUGCGGGGAGAGAUCGAGAUCCCGCCACUGCCGCCUGCUGGGGGGGAGAAACUAUCGCGUUAUUCUCCCUCCUUCGGUUUCACCUCAAGUCAGGAAAGAGUUAACUUUACUAGUUUAGGAAUCAAGCCGAACGCCGGGCGGAAGUGACGCGUGUUACCAGCCCUAGGUUGGGUGGGCGAAAGUAGUUUCCGGUUCCGGUAAAGAAGCUGGGGAAGAAAGAAGGGGGGAGGGGGAGAGUGCGGUGGGGUCUCCCCCUCUCUUCGGCGAGGUUCUCGCGCCGUGGCCAUGGAGUUCCCUGGAGGAAAUGAGAAUUACCUGGCUAUCACCGGGACAACGCACCCCUUUUUGUCAGGGGCCGAGACUUUCCACACGCCAAGCCUUGGGGACGAAGAGUUCGAGAUCCCACCCAUAGCGCUGGACGCCGAUCCCUCCCUGGCUGUUUCUGAUGUGGUUGGGCAUUUUGAGGACCUGGGCGAUCCUGUGACCGCCCCAGACACCACCUUCUCCGCCCAGUAUGGGGUGCAGGCACUUGACAUACCCGUGGGCAUUAGCCAUGGCCUUAUGGAGCAAGGGGGUGGGCUUCUGAGUGGCAGCUUGGCUAUGGAUUUGGAUCACCCCAUGGGGACUCAGUACAGCGCCAACCCACCCGUCACCAUCGACGUGCCUAUGACGGACAUCAGCGCUGGCUUAAUGGGGCACGGCCAGCUGACCACCAUCGACCAGUCAGAGCUCAGUUCUCAGCUGGGUCUCAGCCUGGGGGGCAGUGCCAUCCUGCCCCCCACAGCCCAGUUGCCGGAGGAGCGGCUCUCGCCCACCCCGUCGCCCACCAGUUCUAUGCACGAGGAAGAAACGGAAGAGAUCAGGCGGCAAGUUUCCAUUGCCAAACCGACGGUGAUGACUCUGGCAGCGCCGACGCCGGUCGCGGUGCCCCCGGUGGUGCUGGAGACGGGGAAGAAGCAGAAGCCCCCCAAGAAACAGAAGAAGAAGAAGGACCCCAAUGAGCCCCAGAAGCCCGUCUCGGCCUACGCCCUCUUCUUCCGCGACACGCAGGCGGCGAUCAAGGGGCAGAACCCCAAAGCCACCUUCGGCGAGGUCUCCAAGAUCGUCGCCUCCAUGUGGGACAGCUUGGGGGAGGAGCAGAAACAAGUAUACAAGCGGAAAACGGAGGCGGCAAAGAAGGAAUAUCUGAAAGCGUUGGCGGCCUAUCGUGACAACCAGGAGUGUCAGACGGUCGUAGAAACAGUGGAACUGGAUCCCAUCUCCUCACCGUCUGAGCAGCCAGCCCCUGCCGUGGAGUCGGCUUCCCCGCCAGCCCCAACACUGCCCACCCCGCCAGCGCUCGAGAGCCCCCCGCCUCCUCCAACCAUCGUCUCGACACAGCCCACCGUGGUAGUGACCUCGGGGGGCGGGCCCCAGGCGGGGGGCCAGACCAGCAUCACCAAGAUCAUCAUCCCCAAGCAGAUGCUGCCCUCCUCCUUGGCCGUUACUUCACAAGGGGGCGUGGUGACGGUCAUCCCUGCUACAAUGGUGACCUCGCGGGGGAUCCAGCUGGGACAGGGGACCACCCAGAUCGUCACCCGCUCGGUCCUGGCGGCGGCGGCAGCGGCAGCAACUUCCAUGCACUUGCCGCGGCUCCAGCCCCCGCCCCUUCAGCAGAUGCCUCAGCAGCCCCCAGCCCAGCCGGUCACCAUUCUGCAGCAGCCGCCUCCUCUCCAGGCCAUGCAGCAGCCGCCCCUGCAGCAGAAGGUGCGCCUGAACCUCCAGCAGCCGCCACCCCCCUUGCAGAUCAAGAUCUUGCCCCCGCCCGCCUUGCAGAUCCAGCCUAUUGCCCUGCGGACAGAAGAAGGCAGCCCCGAGAGGCCCAGCGCUGAGAUCCAAGCUUCCCCAGAGCCCGUUGACGUGGUGCCAGAGGUGGAGUCUCCAACGCCGAUGCACGUGGAGCUAGUCUCUGGAUCACCGGUGGCCUUGUCUCCCCGACCUCGCUGCGUCCGGGCAGGCUGUGACAACCCACCCGUGGCCAACAACGACUGGGAUAACGAAUAUUGCAGCAAUGAGUGUGUGGUGAAACAUUGCAGGGAUGUGUUUCUAGCUUGGCUGGCCUCCCGCAAUUCCAACAACAACGUUGUCUUUGUGAAAUAGCCCCCACCCUUUUGGGGCAGGAAUUGGGGGGUGGGGUGGAGAAAAACGAGUUUUGUGUUCCUACGUACUUUUUUUCCAAGGACGACCAAAAGAAUAAAAUAAAAACAAAUCGCCAUGCUACUGUGGGAUGGGGUGGGCAGGCAGGAUUGGUUCAUUGGCUGGAGCCCAUCUACAAGCGAAGACAUGGUCCUGUUUGGUGCUGCACACUCUGCCCACCUUAUUUUUCUUUUUCUAUACGCCAUCUGUUGGUAUGUUUCUGUUGAUGGAGCUAAUUAAAGCUGGAAGAGGGAUAUUG
Messenger RNA from Rhineura floridana, 2620 nucleotides. RefSeq names its product TOX high mobility group box family member 4 (gene TOX4). Gene Ontology annotation, cellular component: nucleus. Gene Ontology annotation, molecular function: chromatin DNA binding. Gene Ontology annotation, biological process: regulation of transcription by RNA polymerase II. The transcript is spliced from 9 exons. The coding region runs from base 472 to 2325 and encodes 617 amino acids. The record is from RefSeq and is a predicted model, not a curated record. NCBI's taxonomy places the organism in Eukaryota, Metazoa, Chordata, Lepidosauria, Squamata, Rhineuridae.